This is a messenger RNA of Gymnodraco acuticeps, 7181 nucleotides long. It is a transcript of the gene atxn1l, whose product is annotated as ataxin 1-like. The transcript has 3 exons. Gene Ontology annotation, molecular function: RNA binding; protein binding. Lineage: Eukaryota; Metazoa; Chordata; Actinopteri; Perciformes; Bathydraconidae. Gene Ontology annotation, cellular component: nucleus. Bases 248 to 2743 code for a protein of 831 amino acids. Gene Ontology annotation, biological process: regulation of DNA-templated transcription; anatomical structure development. The record is from RefSeq and is a predicted model, not a curated record.
CGUCAUUGGUGAGCGCCUAUGCUGGCCUUCGAAAUGGGCUCGACUCCUUAGCCUUGAUUUCUUCAAUUGUCCCUCCGCAUAUCAACUUUUUAUAAAGAAAAGCCUGUUCGCGAUGACAUUUGGAGGUGAAUUGGUAGACAAGGUCAGCCAGUUGAUUUCAACACUGGUUCCUGUGCAGGCUGACUGGCUUGCAACUCUCACUUCCUGUGCAGUACAAUAAAGCUACUUGCUUGGUCAGAGGAUUGCGAUGAAACACGCUCAGGAACGCAACCAGGAAUGCCUGCCUCCUAAGAAAAGGGACCUCCUGAUUUGUAACAGCAGUGGAGGUGGAGGGGCAGGAGGAGCCGGGGCUGCAGGGGGGGGCAGCAGCGGAGGUGGCAGUAGAGCUGGUGGAGGUGUUGGAGAAGAUGAUUUGGUUUCCAUCCAGAACACUGGAGCCAACAGUGACACUCAGGGAGGAUCACCGUCGGGAGAGUGGCUGCGAGCUCAGCCAGGGCUUCAUUAUGGGAUGGAGAAUUCUGAAGGCAUGCCAGCAGUGCCAGUUGACCAGUACAGUAUGCUGUACAAAGUGGCUCUUCCCUCUGUCACCUACGCGCCUACCAGUCUUCACCCAGUGCUAAGCCAUAUCUCUCAAGCCUACACUGUACACUCCCCUCUCCUGCAGCAUCCAGGCCUUUCCUACCCUCCCCUUGGUUAUGCCCAGAUUCCGCAUUCCUCUCUCCAGUUUGUCAGUUCCCCUUAUGCAGCCGUACCGUACGCUCUACCCCCUGGCUUUGUCCCGGGAUCAUUAAUCUCUCCCUCAGGCACCAUUCCUCAGUCCCAUGCUGUCUCCCACCUUGUUCCCUACCCCUCUGUCUUACCAGAAGGUGUUGUUUCCCCACCUCCUCAAGCCCAGGUAGCCACUCAUACCUUUGCCAAAGUUUCAGCAUCAGGUGGCGUCCCACUGAUGCUGCCCUCAGAGCAAUCUGCCCAGCAGCACCUUGGUGCUGUGGGAGUUCUGCCUGCAUCAGAGCUCGGCUCUCGAGGGAUGCCACUCUUCUAUCACCCUCAGGGCGCCAGGGCGGCCACCAGAGACUCCCACAGUGCCCAGCAGGACAAUGAGCCAGAGAUGAAUGGAGGCGAUAAAGAGCAGGGAGCGAGGGAAGUCGUACUGGACUCGGCGUACACUGCCAGAAAUGCACGUCUGCUGCAGGUAGCAUCCAACUCUGCAGCCCAGGAGUACAGCCAGGACAGAGGAGGGCUGAACCGACGGCUGGAGGAGAGGGGCUCCCCUGGCCAGCGCAGCAGCCCAGACAGCGACCUGGAGGUUCAGCAGGUGGUUGGCCGUUUGGCUUUCUCUAGUCAAGUGCGGAAGGAGGUGUCCUUUGCUCCUUUAAACCUCUCUCAGAGAGCCAGAGAUCUCCAUGGAGAGAACACAGGCAUGAUUUCAGGUCGGACUGCGUUCCCCACUCACACUGCGAGUUACAGUGAUCCCAGGAUGGCCGCUCUCCAGCAGCAAGCAGGACCACCCGGCCACGCUGUGGUGCUGGCCAACGGGCAACCAGUUUUGAUUCCCUUAGAGUAUCACCUGCAGCACCACCCCCAACCCCCCCAGCAGCAACACUACCAUAUACAGUCUAACAACGCCUCAGUCGCCAUGUCCUCCCCUAACCCAGGCUUUAAAGCCUCGGAUUCUUCAGCCAGAGUGUGCCUCCUUGAAAGGGUGGAGCCGACCCCAGCCCAGCAGCAGCCCCCCCAGCAGCCCCCUGUCCAGCCGGCAGCGGAUCAGGCCUUAGCUUUGAGCCACGCUCCUGCCUCGGCUCCUAACAACCCGUCUCACUUCAUGAAGGGAGCCAUCAUCCAGCUUGCUACUGGAGAGCUGAAGCGCGUGGAGGACCUGCAGACUCAGGACUUUGUGCGCAGCGCCGAGGUGAGCGGGGGGCUUAAGAUCGACUCCAGCAUGGUGGUGGACAUCCGUGCCAGCCAGCAGAAACCAGGUCUGGUUUCGCUUCACUUCACUGUGGGGGAGCAGCAGAGCAAAGUGACCAUCGACGUGCCCCCGGAGCACCCCUUCUUCGUGUUCGGGCAGGGCUGGUCGUCCUGCAGCCCCGAGCGCACGGCGCAGCUCUACGACCUGGCCUGCCACCCCCUGCAGGUGGGGGACGUGUGUGUGUCCAUCACUCUGCAGCAGCAGCCUCAGCCUCAGCAGCAGAAACAACCACAGCACCAUAACUCGCAACAACAACAACAACAACAACAACAACAACAACAACAGCAGAACAUGUCCAGGACUUUAAGCAAAACCAAUGCUUCAUCAGGGCCUGGUCACCAGCUCAUGGGGCCCCCUGCCCCUCAACAGUCCCGGCCUCCAUCUCAUUUCAGGCUGGACCGCAUCCACAGAGAAAGACAGAGGGACGGUGAGAAGGAGGCGGUCGAUAAGGAGGAAGCCACGCAUUACGGGGCCGCUGGGCUCUCUGAGUCCCCCAUAAGACCAAGUAGGACCUCAGCAGAGCACCCCAGGAGCCACAGCAGUUACCACCUGCACACAGAGGGCUCUGCUUUUGCAGGGGCCGGGCUGGGAGCAAUGCAGGCUGCGCUAGGUGCUUCUCAGAGACGCUGGUCCUCACCUGGCCUCCAAAGAUAUGGUAUGAAGGGAGACGAAGGGCCACGCCCUCAAAUAAGCACCUCUGGCCACACGAGGCCCUCUUUCAUCCCCCAGGAGGUCAAACUGUCCAUUGAGGGGCGCUCUAAUGCAGGGAAGUAGCAUCACUUUUGGUAGCACGUGAACGAGUCUGACAAGGAGAGAAAGAGGAAAAAAAAGUGUGAAUGUAGCCUCAGAUUGUUUGAGAUUUUGCACACCUAGAUUAUACAAAAAUACAAGACCUUUGUCUAUCUGGUGAGAAGUUCUUGUUUGUUCGGUUGUCACUCAGCCAAAGGACACGAGCCUGUGGUUUCCCAGCCAGCUCAGGUCUGACAGGGAGCUGACGAGCUGAGUAGAAAGUAUGUAGCGGAUCCGAUGCCCACCAUAGUCCUCGCACACUGCAUUCCUCUUCCUCCCUCCCUCCUUUGUCGCCACUUCCUCAUUCCCAUGCUUGAGCUUACCAUCACAUUCAGUGCACUCUUGUUUCCUUUUUGACCAAAUGGUCUCUUUGGAAGACCAAGGACUAUGAAGAAUGUGUUAGUAGCAGAGUGAAGCUACACCUCGGCAGGUUCUGAUGUUUUUUAAAGAUCCCAGCCAGCGAUCUUUCGUCUCCUCCAUUCCUAAGAUCCUGUUUUCUUCAGAAGCAUUUACCCAAAAAAGGAGUGCAGUUGCUGACGCAGCGGCUCCUGCAGUGCUGUUGGCACUGUUGACGCUAACUGUCAGGUUAUGUUACAUUAUGCUUUUCUGGCAGGAGAUAAAAAACCUCUGCUGUCAGCAGAGAUAGUUUCUCCCCUCCUUCCUUUUCAGGAGGCGAGUCUGCAAAGAAUGAGAUCCUCUCUCAGGCGAAGUGUGGCACGUCCCACUUGUCUUACAAUCGAAAUAGUGAUAAAUCAAUCAAUGUGUCUGUUCAGCAAUCAGUUUCUACUAAAAAAAAAUGUGCUCAUGCCCUCGGGUUUAAUCUAUGUUUGUGAAUGUGUUUGCAUAAAAGCCAGAAAUUGGAACAAUGCUUUGUUCUCUAUGAUAAGUAGAGAUAUCCUGCAUUCCAGUAUCAUCAGUGAGAAUAUCCAUAGUGUUGUCCUUAGAAGAAUCACUUCCUCAGCACCACCCCCCUCCUCUAUAUACCUCAAAGCUCGCCCCACUAAAAGCAAAUGUGUGUUUUUCAGAGGAGGCACCAAAGCCACCUGUGAGAAUGAGUCAUGACCCUGAAUCCUCCCUGGUUGUAGAGAGAAACCCUGCAUGUGAGUGGGUCAGUGAUCAGGUUUUGUCUUUGCUCAGUUAUCAAAUGAAAGCUAUAUUUGUUUUACAGCACCCGGCCGUACGGCUCCCCCUCAGGCAGUCUGUCAUCGUGGGCUGUUUCAUAUCCAAGGUGUCAGAUCUGACCCUUUUUUAACCCUGACCUUUAAAGGUGAUGCACUAUUUUGGUGUUCCUUCAGUAAUUCUACACAAGCAAUUAUGCAUGACUAAUUUCUCAAGAACUCCUUGGAGAAGCUUCUCUUUGAUUCUCCAUCUCACUGAUGAUAUGUUAUCUCAAGUGCAUCUCCAAGUUGUGAUCAUUAUCUUCUGUCUUGUGUUUAACAAACACGGUCCUUUGCUUUUGUACUAGGGUAUAUUGUAUCCAGUGGAUCUUAUGAUGGUCUUGGAGGAUGUCACUCAUUGAUUUCACACUGACCUUGUUGAUAGGGGUCACAGUUCAGUAGGUGUUUGUCAGCAAUGAAGGGAAUAUGUUUGAAGUAUUGUUGCCAGUGUUUUGUGGUGAGAGAGCGCCAAAAGAAACUGACUUGCUUUUUUAACUCUGUUUACAAAUUAGCCAAGAUGGAUGCUGCAGUUUCCUCCUUCUGACAGAUGUUCAUCCUUUGUCACUGGAAAAUCCAAAAGGGUGACAUUGAAUAUAAGUGCAAUUAGACCACACAUUAAAUCAUUCAGAGGUUUAUAAUCAGACUGCAUUCCUCACGCAGACAUUCCCAUUGAAAAGUAAAUCACACAGUUCCCUCUUUCCUGUCAUAGAGCUUUAACCUCUGGGAAAACAUCGGGUCACUUCUCAUGCGUUAUGUUUCUUGGUUGUCAGUUCUGUGUAGUUUUAUUCUGUCCAUCAGCCACUUGUCUGUCCUCUCCAACUCUCAUGUUCUCCUCACCUCUCGUGGUUCUCUGAGUUAACCGCCUGACCCUCUGUCAGCAGGGCGGGGGUCCACAGAGACAGAGACACAUCAACUGGGAGACCCUUCCUCUGUGUGUUGUCUUUAUACGCAGCUUUAAAGGACAGGUUCACAUGUUUUAAGUCUGUUAAAACUCUUCUGACAUGCCCUAUAGAUGUAGAUUGCCCUGUUAGACAUAAAUCACUUGAAACAUGAAAAAUGGCUCAUUCAUUAUAAAUAGUGUUAUAUAACGUGCUCUAUUAUUUUAGGCAGGCCUCACUGUUGCGACCUGAUUGUGUAUUUGCAAGAGUCUGGUAAUAAGAUGCAUAUCACGAUAGAGGCGCUACACUUCAAUGUGUCGCUAUAUUGAACGGCCAAGUAUUGGGAUUUCUAAUAUAUCAUUUUAGGAAAACUAUCGUAUAACGAGCACACGGCCAUAUGCAUUCAUCUAAGUAAGCAUCAGAACAGGGAUCUGUAUAUUAUUGUAAUACUCAAGUAUCAAUAUUUGUUAAUCCUCUAUUGUAUUAAUCUAGGCUUGAAAAAUGUGAACCUUUCCUUUUUAAAAUGCUCAGCAACGGGGGUCGAAGUCAAGAACACGUCUAACCAUCAGAGGCUCAUCAAUUCAAUUCAAUUCAAUUCAAAACCUUUAUUUAUCCAGGUAAAAUCCCAUUGAGAUCAAUGAUCUCUUUUUCAAGGGAGACCUGCAUGACACCAUCACAUCUGGUUCCUGCUGUAAGCAAUAUACAUAAAACUUGCAAGCAUUUCACAGUCGUGGCAUCUUCUAUGCAGUAAACUCAGUAUUGUACGCUUUAUUGUCUUAAGCUCAGUGAAGCAGUAGGGCAGAUGCAGUCAUUUUAGUCUAAUGUCUGGUUAUAGAAUGUUGCUUUUAUUUUAAUUACCUUUUUGUAAUACAAACCAGUAUUUUGCUUUGCUAGUUUAUUUUUUUCUCGCUAGUCCCCAUAUUCCUAUAUUCCAGGAAGCUUUUACUGUCGGAGAAAAAGCACUCGAGUGUCACUCAUUUUCUUGUGUUCUUUAAGCAUUAAUUUUGCCCCAAUUGCUACACCACUUCAAUAUUUAGUUAAUCACAAUGCAUUUAUUGGGGUUGAAAUAGUGUGACGCCCCUGUUGACCCUCACUGCAGACCCUCCUGUUCUGCCUCGAGCCUUUUUCUUUUUUUAGCACGUUAAGCAGAAAAGCUUCUUCUACCAAGAUGUCCGAUAAAUCGUAUUCACAUCACUGAUCGUCUGUUGCUGUAAGUAAUUGCACUAAACGCCCUCCUUUUACAGUGUUUUCAACUUCUAACUGUUGGUAAAUUGAAGAGUUUGAAAAUGUAAAGCACACAAAAUCACGGAGAAAUUGCAGGCUGUGUGUGUUUCUGUAGAUAGCUGUUUUUUUGUUGUUGUAUAGAUAGCUUUGAUGAUGCUUGUCGAUAAUGCCUUAAACUCUGCUUUGUACAAUGUGUGACAUUGAAAUAAUGGAAUAAGGCUUCUGGUAAACGUGCGGUUCCAUUUUGAGACUAAGCAAAUCAGAAAUGUCUCGCUCUGACGCUUUCACGCUUCGGGGGACGGUGUAUUCCUUUUGGACUCAAGACAGUUCUAUGAAACCUGCCACUUUGUUAGCGUGCCGUUUUAUUCUUCUUUAUAAAUUCCUUUUUUAAUACACUCUUUUACUUGCCUUUAAUUCCUGUUGUGUGUAAAUGGAAGCUCUUCUCCGCACUUUUUACAAUGUGUUUACAAGUGUCAGCAAAGAAGGGCAGUCCAUUAUUUCCAAACACACGCUAAUGCUAAUGUUGUUUUAUGGUUGCACAAGUUCAGUAGUUUUUUUACCCUUUUGAAUUAAUGGAUAGUGUUUGAUGUCUUGUGUUCCCCCCUCCCCCCCCCCCAUAAGUGUAUGUUCAGAUUUAUUUUUGGCACAAGGCUUUUUAAGUGACGUGCAACUAUCAAAAAACAGCAUAUUUUUAUUUUUAAAAAUGCCUAAAUCUGCAAAAUAUAUGCAAUGAUGUAAAUGUAACAUUCAAUCCUCAAGUAUAAUCCAGGUUGUUGAACUUUGUAUAGUGAGUUUUAAUAUCGUAUGGCCGUACCACCAAUAUGUAUUGAUCUUUAUCAGAAGCCUUAGAGUUGUCGAGCGAAAGUGCUCCCUUAGAAUACCCUACACCUACCUGACUUUAACAAAGCAUUAAUAUCUCUUUUGUUUCAUUUCUGUUUGUACGGUUUUUGAAUAAAAUAGAUUUGUACUGUAUAUUUGUACCUCUCUGAACUACUUAGGGCGGAUUUGUUUUUGUUUUGCUGUUUUAAUUCUAUGUACUUUAAGGACACAAAGAUAUUGUAUUUUUAUUGUUACAGCUAACUUGGAGACAUUGCAUUUACCAUGUUUGUUAAGUAAACACAAUAUAAUAUAUAUAUACAAAUAUAAAUAUAAACUAUUAUCCAA